Messenger RNA from Paramuricea clavata, 406 nucleotides. The record is from the annotation of a GenBank genome assembly. NCBI's taxonomy places the organism in Eukaryota, Metazoa, Cnidaria, Anthozoa, Malacalcyonacea, Plexauridae.
AUGGCUGGUGAUGGUAAUGAUGGUGAUGAUGGUAGUGAUGAUGGUGGUAAUGAUUAUGGAGUUGAUGGUGAUGAUGGUAGUGAUGAUGGUGGUAAUGAUUAUGGAAUUGAUGGUAAUGAUGGUGAUGGUAGUGAUGAUGGUGAUGUUAGUAAUGGCCAGUGAUAGUAGUUAUGAUGGUGAAGAUGGUAGUGAUUGUGAUGAUGGUGGUAAUGAUUAUGAAGGUGAUGAUGGUGAUAAUUGUAGUGAUGAUGGUGAUGUGUCCAGUGAUGGUAAUGAUGAUGAUGGUAAUGAUUCUGGAGUUGAUAGUGGGAUGGUAAUGAUGGUAAAUGAUGAUAAUAAUGUAGUGAUGAUCAUGGUGAUAAUGGUAGUGAUGACCAUGAUGAUGGUGGUAGUGAAGAUGUAUUGA